Molecule: messenger RNA, 978 nt
Organism: Syzygium oleosum
Lineage: Eukaryota; Viridiplantae; Streptophyta; Magnoliopsida; Myrtales; Myrtaceae
Exons: 3
Coding region: 55-555 (166 amino acids)
Cellular component (GO): chloroplast
Source: RefSeq, a predicted model, not a curated record
CACUUCGCUGGGCUCUAAGCACUGUUGGAGUGGUGUCGUUGCAGAGAGAAGGUAAUGGCGAUGGAAGUUGCGGUCUCCACCAAUUUCGGCGGAUGCCCCCGGCGUUAUUCCGUCGUCAACCACCGCCAACGACCCGCGAGUACGGCCAAGGGUUUCGGACAAAACUCCAUCGUUCCGGCGACGAGGAUAAGGAGGUCUUGUCGUGUUCUCGCUGCAAAUAAUCCCAAAAGUGACGACAAAGGUUCGAGCUUUGGGGAAUCUUACGCCUCCCAGUCUAAAGCCCUCAAAGAAUUUUCAUGGCCAUUUGGUGAUUCCAAAUGCAGCCCUUUCCCCCUAACUCUGCGACUUGAUGACCCUUGCAUGCAGCAGGAGGAUUUGAACUAUCUCUGGAAAUUAGGAGCCGGUUCUAUUGCUGGUGCUGCUUUAAUAAAGUACGGGAGCAUCCUUUUCCCCGAGAUCACGAGACCCAACAUCAUUGAAGCUCUAGGCAUGAUAUCAACUCCAGUCGUUGUAGCGGUGUUACUCUUGAUCAAGCAAAGUCGGGCCGAGCAAUGAACCUUAAAAAGUAUGUGCGCUCUGGUUGCGUUUACUUGCCUUGUGUACAUUGAAAUUGAGUCAGGAUUCAGGAGGGCUAUUUUCUAGAUUGCCAAGACGAGCACCGGAUGGUUGUCGGACAUAACAAAAAAACACGAUAGCCAUGUAUAACUUUCCUAUUCAUCUGACGGUUAUACUCUCUCAGUGACACGGGAAUACAAGCGAUUCGUAAUCUAAGUAUAUAUCUUUCAUAAUCCCUCCAAUAUUGUAGGAACAGACACAGAAUUUGAUCUGCUAAGUCAAGUCAAAUUAUAUCUGUUGAACGGGAAUGCUCUAUUCCUUCGUUUUCUUCUUCUGGUUUCCUGAACCGUGAGAUUUGUCGUUAAUUGUUCCAAGGAAUCUCUUGAAAUCAUAAAACAAAAACCCUCGAAUAUUUUCGGCUCA